Molecule: messenger RNA, 198 nt
Organism: Iphiclides podalirius (scarce swallowtail)
Lineage: Eukaryota; Metazoa; Arthropoda; Insecta; Lepidoptera; Papilionidae
Source: the annotation of a GenBank genome assembly
AUGUACGAAUCUGAGUUUACACCGAAACCUAGGAACGGAAUCGCGCUGAGAGCAAAAAGCGAUGAGCCGCGGGAUUAUCCUUCAGUGCGCGAGAAUCUGCCUCGCGAAAGCUCGCGCGUCCCUUUCGCACCGCGGCACGGCGCGCAGGAGAGAGCGGGACGCACGCCCGCCCGUCCGUACGUAACGGUACAGAGUUCG